AUGUCUACAGUAAGCCCCCCUGUGCCUGAAGUGUUUCCCACCUACCCUGAUCUCUCAGGGCAGGUGGCACUCAUUACCGGUAUCGGCCAGGUUGGACCCCAAGACAGCCCUUUCUGGGGGAACGGGGCUGCCACUGCUCGUCUCCUGGCUCGCAAUGGCGUAAAGAUCUUUGGCUGUGACCUGAACGUCUCUGCUGCUGAGCGAACAAAGCAACGUCUUCUCGAGGAGACCCCCGAAGCUGUCGUCAAUGUUGUCGCAGCUGAUGUCUCAAAGACCUCAGAUGUCGAAUCACUAGUCAGUGCCGUGAUGGAGAAGCAUGGCAGAGUUGACAUUAUCAUCAACAACGUUGGCCAGACAUCAGCCGGAAACCCAGUGACCAUGUCGGAAGAGAUUUGGAACCGCCAAAUCGACCUCAACCUUACAUCAGUCUAUCGCCUGUGCCAUCACGUCAUCCCCAUCAUGCAGAGACAAGGCUCUGGCAACAUUAUUAACAAUGCCUCUAUUACCGCUUUGCGGUACAUCGGAAAACAUCAGAUAGCCUACGCAUCUGCCAAGGCUGCCGUCAUCCGUUUCACAAAGGCCAUCGGCGUCAUGUAUGCAAAGGAAAACAUUCGAUCAAACUGUGUUGUACCGGGUCUUAUGUAUACGCCACUCGUGGACAAUCUUGCACGAAGCAGCGACGUUGGAGACCAGGAGGCCGCAACAAGAAUCCUAGAACACAACUGUCCCAUGGGCUGGAUGGGAACUGGUGCUGAUGUUGCAAACGCUGUUGCCUGGCUUGCAAGCGGCGCGAGUCGAUACGUGACCUCUCACGAACUUGUGGUGGAUGGAGGUAUCACGGAGAGUACUGGGACGGGGUCACUGGCUUCAUAG
Messenger RNA from Diaporthe amygdali, 873 nucleotides. RefSeq lists its product as uncharacterized. The transcript has a single exon. NCBI's taxonomy places the organism in Eukaryota, Fungi, Ascomycota, Sordariomycetes, Diaporthales, Diaporthaceae. Bases 1 to 873 code for a protein of 290 amino acids. Gene Ontology annotation, molecular function: oxidoreductase activity, acting on the CH-OH group of donors, NAD or NADP as acceptor. The record is from RefSeq and is a predicted model, not a curated record.